AUGAGUUUUCGACAAAGAAGAUUAAGAGGAAGAGGAAAGAGAAAUGCAAGAGGCAAAAGUGUCGCUGCGCUCGCGGCGGCGACGGGGAAAGAUGAUAUUUCGACGACGACGAUUCAGAGGAAUAUGAGUUUACUCACGAGCCAAAUAUUAGCCGGUAUAACGGUUUCGUUGGCGAUGGUACCAGAGUCUCUCUCGUUUACGUUCGUCGCUGGGGUAUCUCCGAUUGUCGGUUUACACGCCGCCGGUCUCAUGGGUUUAACUUGCGCCAUUUUUAACGCACAACCCGGCGUGAUUUCAGGCGCGGCUGGCGCGACGGCGGUUGUUAUCGCUCCAUUGGUGGCGUCCAAAGGCGUGGAGUAUUUGUUCGCGUGUUGUUUGCUGUGCGGGGGGAUACAAGUCCUGGCGGGCGCGAUGCGACUCGGGAAGUUUAUUCGAUUAGUUCCGCAACCCGUUAUGCUUGGGUUCGUGAACGGUUUAGCGAUUGUUAUUGGGAAGAGUCAGCUCGAGCAUUUUCACGGGUUGAGCGGGUCUGCGUUAGCGGUUACGGUUGGAUUGACCGCGUUCACCAUGGCGUUGAUUAAAUUGAUUCCAAAGUACCUGACGAAGAAAAUUCCGUCGCCGCUAUUGGCAAUUGCGAGUUUGACCGCGUUGACGCAAGCGUUUAGUUCCCAGAUGAACGGGGUAAAGACGAUUGGAGAUAUUUCGAGCGUGGCGGGUUCUUUGCCACAAUUUUCAAUUCCGAGCGUACCGAUGAGUUUGGAAACGUUGUUGGUGAUUGCGCCGUACGCCGUUUCUGUCGCAGCAGUUGGACUCAUCGAAACUUUAUUGACGCAACAGUUGGUGGACGACAUCGUCGAGAAUCGCACGGCGACGCAUACCGAGUGCAUCGCGCAAGGCUUAGGAAACAUCGCCAAUGGCUUUUUCUCGGGCAUGGGUGGAUGCGCAAUGAUUGGUCAGUCGAUGAUUAACGUGAAUUCGGGAGGAAGAACGAGAGUCUCUGGUGUCGUCUGCGCUUUGGCAAUUUUUUCGUACGUGUUGUUUGGCUCCUCGUUGAUUGAGAAAAUUCCAUUAGCCGCGCUCGCCGGGACGAUGUUGUGCUUAGUGUUGGACAUUUUUGAUUUCACGAGCUUCAAACGAAUCGCGAGAAUUCCAAAGACGGAUGCCGCUGUUCUUAUCGGCGUGACCGCGGUGACCGUAGUGACGAACUUAGCCGUGGCCGUCUUUGCCGGUGUUAUUCUGAGUGCGUUAGGUUUCGCGUGGAAAUCCAGUCAACGCAUCGACGCCGUUCGCGUGCGCGGUACCGCCAAAGAUGGCAGCGAAGAGGCUAUUUAUUUCUUGUACGGCCCGCUCUUCUUUGGAUCGGUACAAAGUUUUUUCGAGAAAAUCAACGUUAGGAGAGAAUCCGCGAAGAACGUCGUCUUAGAUUUCGCGCACUCGAAAGUUUGGGAUUCGAGCGGAUUGGUUGCUAUCGAUGAUCUCACAGAAAAAUUUCGGCGCGAGAACGUCCGCGUCACGUUGAGGCACUUAUCGCCAGAUUGUACAAAGCUAUUACGAAAAGCUGCGGACUUAAUGGAAGUUUCCGUAGACGACGAUCCCGUAUACGCCGUCGCGACGGAUUACAUGCCAGAAGUUUUACCCGCGGUCUCGGAAGAGUUGCAAGAGAAGAAGCGCGUGGUCCGAUAA
Bathycoccus prasinos is the source of this 1683-nucleotide messenger RNA. RefSeq names its product sulfate permease family protein. Gene Ontology annotation, cellular component: membrane. The transcript is spliced from 2 exons. Bases 1 to 1683 code for a protein of 560 amino acids. The record is from RefSeq and is a predicted model, not a curated record. NCBI's taxonomy places the organism in Eukaryota, Viridiplantae, Chlorophyta, Mamiellophyceae, Mamiellales, Bathycoccaceae.